AUGAGUGACGGCAUAGAUAAAUUUUGUUUACACCGGAGUGAGCACAGUGUGGCCACGCAGGAGGUCCCGGAUAAAUUAUGGGACAGUGCUGAAGGUAAAAAUUUUAUUUCAAAGCUAAGGGUAACGUGGGUCCAACAGUAUGGAGCGGGAGGCUCCCAGACAGACACACAAAUUAAUAAAGCGAUGUGGGAUAAAAUGGACAAAUUGAAAAAUGAGAUUGCGAAGAAUAUGAAAGGGGACAAGGAUGAGGACGACGGCAUACCAGAAAUAAUGUGUGGUCAGGUGGAGGGGCACAAUGGCGUAAAUUUCGCUGAGAAGCAGAAAAAAAUGUGCGCAUUACUACUAAGGUUAAUGUUCUACAUAGAAGGUUUAAACGGUGAUGGUUCAAUAGUCCAUGAAGGAGGGGGUAACACAAGUAUGAACCAGUUAGAAGAAGGAAUGAAAUGUAUAAUAGGAAGUGUAUAUAUACAGAAAAUAAUGCAGCUGGCAUGCUGGGAGCAGCGUAUUCGCGACCAUGCACUGAACGCCGUGGACGGACAUGUAAAUGAAAUGCUAACAGGAAGACCAAGCAGAAGCAGGCAGUGUGUGCAUUGGGAAUUUGGGAAUACAUGCGUAGGGGGUUUUAUUCCUGAAUCGAAAAUUACGCAAUGGAUGGUGGACGAUAGUAGUGUUACGCAACGCGCGCAGGGUGCCGGAAACGCGAAAUCAGGACCUGGGGAACAAGGAACACCACCACCCGCCGCGGCCAAACCAGUAGCGGCGAAACCGGUGCCAACGAAGGAGGCGACAACGACGGUAGCAACGACGACCUCAUCUGGUGGUGGUGGUGGUGGUACGGGCCGUGCUGCCGCUGCCGGACCGAAGGAAGGAGUGCAGACUGCCCCAGCAGGGGAAUGUCAAGGGGACAGAUUAUUGGAGUGGAAGCAUAAGACAGUGUACGUGGUGAAAAGUUAUAGUGCAGAACAAUGGAAAAAGGUGAAGACGGUGCUGGAUGCGUUUAAGAACUACAUGCAGCAAGGAAAACAGCAUAUGGAUGCAUACGGUGCCAACUGUUAUAAUGUAGGCUGGGAUGAUUUCAAGGAAGAUGGGCAUUAUUUCAAGGGCCAAACAGUAGCGGACGUAGUACGGUGCAGACUUAUGAGUGUUGCACUCGGAUGGGCAAAUGGCUGGAACAACAGUAAACAGGACAAACAUAAACAGGAGAAGAACCAGACAGAGAAGGGAAUGGAAGAGAGGCUACGGUGUGAAGUAGUGAAUGUAUUUGGACAUCUACUGCGAGCAAAUUAUUGUCCCGACCAGAAACACUGGAGACGAGGUACAGAGUAUGCUUUUCAGACAUUCACGCAGAUGAAGACCCCGCCACAAGGUGGAGCUCCAGGCAUUGAGGGUCCUGUUGUCGACGGACUGUGUACCAUGUGUGGGUAUGGACAUAAAAUGCAGCACGUAGACGCCGCAGAUUUGGACAUAGUAAACUGGUUAAUGCAGGACGGGAACAUAUUGGCAGGAAUGGAUAAAAUAGAAGACGGGGCUGACUGUAAUACGAAGUGGGCGCAAUAUACAGCAACCAAGAGGAAGGCUAAUGACAACAGUAAAGUGGACGAAACGCAAAUCCCUGAAAUAAAAGAAACCGAGAAGAAGAUAGUGCAGGAAGCAACAAGGGUAAUUGAGAAGGCCAAGGAAGUAGUGGAUUCGAAAAUUAGGGAAUUGGAAGGUAAGAACACGCACCAGGAUGACAUUGCAACAAACAACACUGCUGCUUCCACAUUACAAAUAAAGAACAAUGUUGCUAGAAAUUUAGCUAUGACAAUUGAAGAAGCAACUCCAUCAACACAUAAGUCUCAACUAGAACAUAUCGCGCGCGUCGACAGUGAACAUACCGGGGACCACGUUCCUGCAGGACUAACGCAAGGCGUAGGGCAUCUAGAACAGGAGGACGCAUCCUACGGUAGCUACCUGCAGGACCGUUACGAUGUAACAAAGCAUGGUGAUGACUCUAGCUCACGAUCUAGAAAGAGUAGUCUCCGCGACAGUUCAAAGAAGAAAUCGAAAAGUACGAUGGAUCGUGGUAACGUGGACAAAUCCAACGCAUCUUUAAACUUGAAUAAUUUUGCGGAUAAUAACGGGGAAAGAACAUUUGAUGCAUCAACGAAUUUUGGGAGCACAGAGAGUCUAUUGGAAGAACGAGCCGAUGAUGAUGAUUUUGGUCAUGACAGAAAGUUUGGCGCAUCCGCGCAUUUUGGCAGCAUGGAUAGUAUAUUCGAGAAAGGAGCCGAUGACGAUCAUGUUAGCGAUGACACGAAGAUUGGUGAAUCCACGCAUUUUGGCAGCACGGACAGUAUAUUCCCAGAAGGAGCCGAUGCAGACGAUUCUAACAGAAUCCAGGAAAUUACAGAAUCCGUGACCUUUGACAGCACGCACAGUCUGUUCGACAAACGGGAUUAUAAUGAUGUCGAAGAAAAAAAAGAAUGGUUGCAUCAUCAGAAUAUCAUAAUACGGCUACCACACUUUCUACUACAGACGGAUUGCAUGUACACGUCGACGUUAGGAGUUAUGCACACGGUGCACGACAGAAGCAUACACUCUAUUGCAGUCACCGUGGCGAUUCCCUGA
Molecule: messenger RNA, 2610 nt
Organism: Plasmodium fragile
Lineage: Eukaryota; Apicomplexa; Aconoidasida; Haemosporida; Plasmodiidae
Exons: 6
Coding region: 1-2610 (869 amino acids)
Source: RefSeq, a predicted model, not a curated record